Molecule: messenger RNA, 427 nt
Organism: Brassica napus (rape)
Lineage: Eukaryota; Viridiplantae; Streptophyta; Magnoliopsida; Brassicales; Brassicaceae
Exons: 3
Coding region: 86-427 (113 amino acids)
Source: RefSeq, a predicted model, not a curated record
GAUGGUUUAGGUACAGGACCCGGAUGUUCUACCUCUGGCUUUGCAAAACCUGAUUGGUAAGACCUAUUUGUUCAAGGUGGAAAUUAUGCGAGAAAACUUUGUGUACAAGCAUGACACCUUCAAAGUGAACAAGAUAAUCACCAAUCUCGCUAUUAUCAAUGAGUUUGACACACCCAAGGCCCCAAAGGAACCAAGCACGCAGAUCAGUAGGGGCCAUGAAUAUUCGAUUGUCUCCGACGCACCAGAGGGAUCCUUAAUGUUGUUGGAAGAAGGGUCGUCGCAGGAAGGCUUUCCGAGUGAGCUAACCCCUGCUAAGCGUCGAGGAGGACCUGCCGUGAAUCUGGAGGAAGAGUUUGAUCAGAACUCGGUUACAAAAACCGGCAUCAGUACACGAGUCAAGAAGGAGAAGGUUGACAAAAGUGGCUAG